CUAGCCAUGACUGAAUACUUCGACUUUUUCUUCUCUUCCUUCAAUAAAUGACUUCAUCGUCUUUUCUUUCUCUCAAUUAAAAUCUUCUUUUUCCUUGUUUUCGCGUCAAACUCUAAAUCCAAUAUCGCGUCAGGCGCGUCGACGCGUCAGGUUCGCGUUGCUUAUGUAAGAAGUAUAUUUCUAUGUGUCUUAUGUAAUAUUUUCAUUACGUCAUCAUCAACUCUUGGUCUCGAAGAAGAAUCAAAACAUUGAAAGACAGACAUUGAAGGCAUUGGAUAUUGCAAUUGAACAAGAGAAGACGAAGAUGAUGCGAUGACUCUGAGGUGAGAUCGAGUUUGUCAGCAUCGUUUUAGAUACGAGAUGGACCACCCCGGCAACACGCACCAUUGGACGGCCCCGGCACUUAGACUCUCCUGCUAGCUAUCCAUGUGGACUCCAUCGACUGGCGCGGAGAAUAUAUCAGAGCUGUAUAUAAAAGGGCGUACGACCCUCCUCGAGCCGGAGUUGGGAAUCCUCGACGUCGCACAGCUCCAUCUCCCGCGCUUACACAGAGACACACCGUCCAACACAUCCAACAAACACCACCGUCAUGCAGCACCAGAACCAGGUCCACGAUCCGAGCCAGCUCAAGCUCAUUGGAGCCUACACCCGCUACUCCAGCUGGACUGCUCGUGUAGCUGUGCUGCUCGAUUACUACCGCAUCCCGCACGAGUCCGUCCUGCUUUCUCUCCCAGAGUCCACCAAACUAUCGAAAUCCGGCCUGGUGCCCGCGCUAGAAGUGCCCUCUCUGGGACCCCAGUUCCAAAUAAACGACUCCCUCGCCAUAUGCGAAUACCUCGCCGAAGCAUACCCCGACCUGCCCCUCUGGCCCAAGGACGCUGCGUUGCGCACCCAGGCCCGCGCUGCAGUUGCACAGAUGCACUCUGGCCUCUGCACCGUGCUACGUGCUUCUUACCCCACCAAUGCUCUGGCAAAGUACACCGGCGCCAUACCUCUGUAUGACGGCGCGGCCAGAGAGGUGGGGAACUGUCUGAAGCUCUGGGGGGAGAGCAGACGGCUCACGCGCGCCAGGCUUGCCGAGCUCGGCCAGGAGGACAGCGACGAGGGCUUCUUGUUUGGGCAGUUCGGCAUUGCGGAUGCCUUCUUCUGGCCGGUCUUAUGGCGUUUCCGAUCUUAUAAUCUGCCUCUCACCGGUGCUACCCCAGAAGCUCUCGAGUGGAUGAAACGUAUGUGGUCCCAUCCCAAGAUCAAGGAGAUUGUCCAUGGAUACUACCUGCAAAAGGAUCGUUCUGAGACUACCAUCUCGCACUACGAUGAUAUCUUCAAGGGUAACCCUGACAUCCAGUUUGGUUGGUUCCCCGAGGACUGGGAGUUCUCUGCGUAGUCUUACCCCCUUUUAGUAAAAAGUGUCAGAGUUGAACGCUUGAUCACUAUGUAGAUAUAUAUAUUCGGCUAGACUCAAGUUAACCAGUGUUAUAUGUCAAUCUAAAAUUAGGUGUAGUCUUCAUAGAAGCGCUUCGUUGAUAUAUGACAUGAUAACCCAAUGGCCAAAACGGGCAGUGCAUCAAAGAACUAUAUUGCAUAGAGGCAUGCUAGCUCACAGUAGUGAUACACUUUUUGAAUAGAGAAGAUAUACAACCGAAAAAAAGUCCAACUCAGUGAGAGGAGGUAAAUCCCAGCAGCAGAAAUCAAACUUUUUGGUUGAUGCUUUUUUGUCCCAAUUAAUCCAGCCCAUCAAACACUUUGAUAGCAUCUCUCGCCGUGUCUCUUGCACUAGCAGUUCGCCCCCGUAACAAUCCGUCCGUCAACUUUCUCAAAGUUGUCAAAUGCACUGGGAGGAGCUUCGUAGUGAGCUCCCGUCGGCCCCAGACAGUCCUCAAUCGUAUGC
Molecule: messenger RNA, 1888 nt
Organism: Trichophyton rubrum CBS 118892
Lineage: Eukaryota; Fungi; Ascomycota; Eurotiomycetes; Onygenales; Arthrodermataceae
Exons: 5
Coding region: 590-1384 (264 amino acids)
Cellular component (GO): cytoplasm
Source: RefSeq, a predicted model, not a curated record